GGGGCAGUGUGGAAGAUGGGACCAAGAGCCAAGCCGGCCAAAGAGGGCGAUGCACGUCACCAGCAGGAAGAGGAACCGGCUGGAAGAGCACUACCUGCGCAAACAGACAUGGCUGACCAACUAACAGAAGAGCAGAUUGCUGAGUUCAAGGAGGCCUUCUCCCUCUUCGAUAAGGACGGCGAUGGCACCAUCACCACCAAGGAGCUGGGCACCGUGAGGCACUCUCUGGGCCAGAACCCCACGGAGGCCGAGCUGCAGGACAUGAUCAACGAGGUGGACGGCAACGGCACUAUCGACUUCCCAGAGUUCCUGACCAUGAGGGCGAGGAAGCUGAAGGAAACAGACGGCGAGGAGGAGAUCAGGGAGGCCUUCCGAGGGUUCGACAAGAACGGUGGCGGCGGCGAUAGCGGUAAACGGCGAGCGGUGAACGGCAGCGGUAGCGGGUAGCGGUUAGCGGUAGCG
This is a messenger RNA of Gadus morhua (Atlantic cod), 462 nucleotides long. Its product is annotated as calmodulin-alpha-like. Gene Ontology annotation, molecular function: calcium ion binding. The record is from RefSeq and is a predicted model, not a curated record. Gene Ontology annotation, cellular component: myosin II complex. The transcript has a single exon. Bases 16 to 447 code for a protein of 143 amino acids. Lineage: Eukaryota; Metazoa; Chordata; Actinopteri; Gadiformes; Gadidae.